AAAUGGGCAAAAGUAAAUAUUUCUCUAUUGCAGUUUUACAUUUACUUCCUCAAUCAGCAGACAAGCAGAAAAAAGCAUGGUAAAACCCCUAUAUUUCGCCUAUCCAAAGGAAGGGAGGAAACCUUCAAGGAGCAGGAGAAGAAACUGACCCAAUUUUUUUUUUUCUGCAAGGGUAGAAAUAUGACACCAGCUCGUCUUCUGCCAGCUCCGAGCCUGGGCUCUUUUCUCAAACGACUCGGUCUUUGCUUUGCACAUUACCAUCAAACAUCAAGAGCUUGAACGAAACGCAUCUGGCCUUUUUUAAACACGUGGAUUUCGCGCAGCAACAGUUUUCCAAACCCCCCACAAAAACAACAAACCGGCUAGUUUUGUGUGUGUUUUUUUUACACAAAGAAAUCCAAACAGACGCUUGGGAAGUCGUUUCUUUUGGUGUUUUUUCCUGGACGUCGUCUUGCAUUUUGGGAAUAGCGCGUUUUGCUCUUCUCUCAAGCCCGGAGUUACUCUUUUCAGACCGAUGUGAGCAAGGACUGCGUCAACAUCCGCAAAACUGCUCUUCUUUGUGUGCAUCCUUCCCUCAGGAUCUCAGUAGGGGAUGAUGUGAAUGGCCGUCGGCUUUCUCGAGGAUUGAUGUGUUUGUGUUAAGAAACGAUGGCUCGUUCAGUAGUAAAAAUGUGUUUCGGCGUACUUUUCUUUGGACUUUUGUUGUUGGCGCUUCCAUCCGCGAGAGCGCAAGAAGAUGUGGAGGAGGAGAGAUCAUGUCAGGGCGCCUUUGACUUGUAUUUCGUCCUUGACAAGUCAGGGAGCGUCAAACACCACUGGCUCGAAAUCUACACUUUUGUCGAACACUUGGCCGAGAAGUUCACCAGCCCAAUGCUGCGGAUGUCCUUCAUCGUGUUCUCAACCAGAGGAAACACAAUCAUGAGACUCACGGAAAACAGGGAGACCAUAAGAAAAGGCCUUAAUGCUCUCAGACGAGAGAUCCCAGGCGGUGAUACAUUCAUGCAUCUUGGUCUAGAAAAGGCAAACGAGCAAAUACACCAGGAAAACUUUGGAACCGCGAGUGUCAUAAUUGCUCUGACGGACGGCGAGCUUCAAGAACAUCAGCUGAUAGCAGCUCAGCAGGAGGCAGCACGAGCUCGGACGUUGGGUGCCAUCGUGUAUUGCGUCGGCGUUAAGGACUUCAAUGAGACGCAGCUGGCUACCAUCGCAGACACCAGUAAGCAUGUGUUUCCGGUCUUGGGAGGAUUCCAGGCGCUGAGAGGAAUGAUCGACUCGAUCAUCAAAAAAUCCUGCAUUGAGAUUUUGGCAGCGGAGCCGUCCAGCGUAUGUGCAGGAGAGUCGUUUCAGGUGGUGGUGAGAGGAAACGGGUUUCGACACGCCAGGAACAUCGACCAGGUCCUGUGCAGCUUCAAAAUCAACGACACGGUCACGCUCAACGAGAAGCCUGCGAGCGUUGAAGACACGUUCCUGCUGUGUCCUGCUCCCGUUAUAGAUGAAGUUGGAAAGGUGGUGUACCUGCAAGUCAGCAUGAACGAGGGUUUGUCGUUCAUCACCAGCUCCGUUCACAUCACUACAACCGAGUGUUUUGACGGCACUAUCCUCCUGAUCACCCUGCUGGUGCUGUUUCUUCUGCUGGCUCUGCUGUUUAUGUGGUGGUUCUGGCCGCUUUGCUGCACUGUAGUGAUCAAGGAACCUCCGCCUCCUCCUCCACCGGAACCGGAGUCAGAUGAUGAAGACGGGAUGCCGAAGAAGAAAUGGCCCACGGUGGACGCCUCGUAUUACGGCGGUCGAGGAGUCGGAGGAAUUAAACGAAUGGAGGUUCGCUGGGGAGGGAAGGGCUCUACCGAGGAGGGGGCCAAGCUGGAAAAACCCAAAAACGCUGUCAUAAAGAUGCCCGAGCAGGAGUUUGAACCCUUUGAACCCAAGCCCAAAAAACCAAACAGAAAGCCAGCUCAAGACAGGAAGUGGUACUCUCCCAUUAGGGGUAAACUCGACGCGAUCCUGGCUCUUUUCCGACGUGGAUAUGAUCAAGUUUCACUUAUGAGGCCGCAGCCGGGAGAUCAUGGUCGGUGCAUCAACUUCCAGCGAGUUAAAGAAGAGGCGGCGGCGGCCAAAGCAGCUCCUCGCGCUCAGAGCCCAGCUCCACCUCCUCCAGACUAUCAGCCCGAGCCCAGCCCCGUCAGCUCACCUCCGAACCGAGGCCCUCCGCUGCCCCAGCCUCCGCCCGGACCCCCGCCCGCCCGGGCCCCGCCCUGUCCCCCUCCGGCCCGGGCCCCGCCGAGACCCUGAGACAAACACCCAGCCCUCAGAGCAUCCUACGGCCAAAACAAGCCAGGCUAGCAGAAGCGCACCUCCGCAGUGCACUUAAAGUGCUGCUUCCACACACUAGCUUUGUACUUAAUACACUAAAAAUGAUUCUUUAGCACCGCUUAAGAUCAACUAAGAGCACUCAACUGUGCUAUUCCGGGACACCGUGAACAUGAAGUAAACAAUCGUCGAUUAGCAGACGGCAAUAGAAGCUUUCCGAAUGAAAAUGUAAGUGCUAAGACAAGUCUGUGAACUAAAUGCUAACAGACUUAAUAUAUGGGUAAUGUAUGUGAGUCUAUUUUUUCACACACAAAGAAAACAAGUGCAUAGAGUAGAAAAAGAACAUUUGUUUGUUGUCGUCAAGUGCUUUUUUUAAUACAAGAACAAAUAGAAUAGAUCGAGUAAGAGGGUCAAAUAAAGAUGGAAGCGGUGUGUUUUUAGCAGUUUCGAGUUUCUCAGGAGCUUAUCUUUCUUGAAGCGUCUCGGAGACGCAGUUCUUCUGGAUCGAGUCUGUCUCGGUGUGUUUCUUCACGUCCUUCCAGAGAGACUGAUGACGAUCAGAUCUCAGACAUCUCACUGGAUUCUUCCAAUUAAUGGCUAAACGAAUGUUUGAAAAGUAAACUGAUAUACAGUUAGCGUAUUCAGUUACCGCUUCCAUCUUUCAUACACUAGUACAACAACAUAGUACGUUAAAAGCCCAUUUCAGCUCAUAUUCACGGUGUCUGGUAAUAGCACAGUUGAGGACGCGUUUAGUCGAGUACUAAGAAGCACUAAAGAAUCAUUUUCAGUGUAUGAAGUACAAAAUUAUUGCGCAGAAAUAGAGCACUUAAAAUACAUUAUGGAAGUGCGUUUCUUUAACCAGGGAAACCAAAAAAAUCCAUGUGCUAUUUAUCACUCAGCUUCGAUUAGGAUGUGCUGUGUCGUUUGUUGCUGGACAGCAAAAAAUGUAAGAAAAGCAAAAAAGAAAUAACUGUCGUGACAAAAAUUCAACUACUGAGUUUUCCGUAGGCAGAAUAAGAGAGACCGCUUUCAGCUUCGUGCUCUUUUUCAUCAGGCUUUUAAAGCACAUAUGAAUCCUACGAGCUUCUGAUAUCAUGCCAAAACGUCCAAAGUAACCAGUAUUAGAUGCUAUGUUAUAUACUGUCCGUGCCUCUCGAGUAUUUUGGGUUUUUUUUUUUUUUACACAGUGUUGAGUUGCAGGUUUUCUCAGGUGAGUCUCUGAUCCUGUAGGAAGGGAAUAUGAGGAACGCGAGUGACGAACGCGAAAAGACGGGGUUUCUUUUCGACUGUGGAUUGAGGAUGAGCGUGCCGCAGGUUCCUCGGUUUAGGUUUAGGUUUAGGGUUGCUCUUAAAUCACGCGGUUGCUGGAAUUCCGACAGAUUCUGGAAGGUGCAAAAGUGGGAUUUAAGAACGGUUUCCAUUUUAUCACGGAUCUUUAUCUGCACUGAAAUAUACGGUAACCUAAAAUGUAAAUGUAGUGUUUUUUUGUUUAAAUCAGCGCGUAUAGCGUCAACGAAUCAACCUAAAUAUAUGCGUUUUUUUACCAGCGAAAGCCAUUUUAUAGGGUUAAAACUGCUUUUUAAGGUAACGACUUCCAGUUACCGGUUUACAGUGUGGGUAAAUGUCACGAAAAUAAGGCCGGGUCACGUUUCACACCGAGAUGAAAAGAAAAACCUUUUUAAUGACAUUAUUUUGACAUUAUAGCCCCAAAUUCUCAUUACCGUAUUGCAUCCAAAAAAAUAACACCAUGAUUGUCAAUAGUGUUUUUUAUUACAUUAUCGGUAUCAUAAUACAACACUUUUAGUGAAUGUAUAAACCAAUUUGCAUAUUGCAAAAUUCAGAGAUUCUGAGUGUUUUUUUUCCUCAGAAUUCAGAUUUCGUUUUGUUUUCCGUAUUUGCAAUCUUACUAUUCUCACUCUUUAUUUUUGUCUGAAUUCUGGCUUUAUGCUGACUAGGGAGAUGAGUUCAGAACGGUGAGAUAAACACUUGCAGGGUUUUUUUUUUUUAUAUAUAUCUUGUGGAAGAAACACAAUGCAAUAUUUAUAGCUGCAGAUAUUAAAGGAAGCACGACAAAUAUUACUAUGACGUGUAAGUACAAAAUAGAAUUCGUUUGAAAUUAUCCAUACAACAUUAUAAUGAGUGUGUGUGUGUGUGUGUGUGUGCGUUACGGUAAUGAGAAUAAGGGCCGCUUCCUAAAUGCUAAAUGUCUGAAAGAUAGACUGAGUAUUUUUGUCCUCUGAUGAAGGCGGGUUCUUGAUGGGUUCAUGAGAUCAGGUUUGUUUAUUGUGAAGGUUGAAGGUCAGGUCAGUUCUCGUCACGUUUUCUGUAUUCCGCAGCUGUACUGUACGUAUGUUGAUAUUCAUCUUGUUUCCUUUGCGUUUCAUCAUCAAACAUAUUGCAACUGCAGGGCAGUUCACAGCAUUUAAUUUAUUAUCCCCACGCCUGAAGGAAGGUACUUGAAAACGACAAGGUGUCCUCUGAUACGAACAGGACUCCACAGAACCAGAAAAAAAAUCAAAAAAAUCACUUAGACUCAGAUAACAGCCAGUGCCUUCUGUGUGUCUUGUUUUUUUUAUUUUAUCAGAUUCUUUUGUUUAUAUGUCAUUCAAGUAUGAUACGGUAGCACUGUUUAUGCUUUCGUUGCAUUAAAGAAAGAUUGGUGCAUGAGUUCUGUGUCCCGUCCUCCCCGUCCUGUCAUGAAAGUCAAACAGUGCUCCGCUGUGAACGAGCAAACACCUCCAUCUCAUCUCAGUUAGUAAAAUGAGGUAUAAUGUGGUCCAAACCGAAGCCAUUGAUGACGACAGCUGCAGUGCGAUGCUAUAGGUUUGUGCUUUUGUUUGGAUUUGUGUUGUUUUAUUUGCUUGUGGCGAUCGUUUGAACCCUCGUGAUCUGUACUCCUCCACAAAAAAAGUUGAUACCAGAAUUAUGAAUCACAAUUGUAUUGUGUUAUGAUGUAGCGAGUGUAUUAACAACGAUACUGAUGCAUCUAUUGAAAGGCUCAUAAAGUUUAAUUUUUCACAGUAUUAAUAAAGGGCGACUUUCCAGCUUUUA
Molecule: messenger RNA, 5358 nt
Organism: Puntigrus tetrazona (Sumatra barb)
Lineage: Eukaryota; Metazoa; Chordata; Actinopteri; Cypriniformes; Cyprinidae
Gene: antxr1c
Product: ANTXR cell adhesion molecule 1c
Exons: 18
Coding region: 649-2289 (546 amino acids)
Cellular component (GO): membrane
Molecular function (GO): signaling receptor activity
Source: RefSeq, a predicted model, not a curated record